This is a messenger RNA of Cimex lectularius (bed bug), 981 nucleotides long. RefSeq names its product enhancer of split mgamma protein-like. NCBI's taxonomy places the organism in Eukaryota, Metazoa, Arthropoda, Insecta, Hemiptera, Cimicidae. Gene Ontology annotation, molecular function: RNA polymerase II cis-regulatory region sequence-specific DNA binding; DNA-binding transcription factor activity, RNA polymerase II-specific; protein dimerization activity. The transcript is spliced from 3 exons. The record is from RefSeq and is a predicted model, not a curated record. Gene Ontology annotation, cellular component: nucleus. The coding region runs from base 144 to 569 and encodes 141 amino acids. Gene Ontology annotation, biological process: anterior/posterior pattern specification; regulation of transcription by RNA polymerase II; regulation of neurogenesis.
AGGAGGCGGACCCCCGGCCCCCCUUCGUUCCUGGCCCCAGAGCCGGUUCGUCAGGGAGCUCAGUCCGGGCAACGUCUUCCAAUAGAGAAGUAACCCACGGUCGACACAUUUUCAAAAUCAUUGGCGAACGGAUAAGAAAAGCAAUGGCAGAGACUCAGCAGCAGCCCGUCAGUAGGACUUACCAAUACAGAAAGGUAAUGAAGCCGAUGCUGGAGAGGAAAAGGCGCGCCAGAAUCAACAGAUGCCUCGACGAACUCAAAGAACUCAUGGUCACAGCUCUUCAGAGCGAAGGAGAGAACGUCUCCAAGCUGGAAAAAGCCGACAUACUCGAACUUACAGUCAGGCACUUGCAGAGCCUCAGGAGAGUCGAACAAGGCGGCAAUAGAUAUGAAGAAGGAUGGAGCGCAUGUCUGGAACAAGUGACGAGGUUUCUUCGGGAAGGAAAAGCCGGCGUCGGCCCCGAGGAGGCGGUCAGGUUGGUCCGUCACCUAAACCCGGUCGUGUGUCACCAAAGUGGUGCCAGGAUGGUCGUCGUCGAAGGCGAAGGGCCACUCUGGAGGCCGUGGUAGCCCUUUUGACCUUUGUCAAAAGCCGACAGGUUGACCGCAGAUCCUCUUCUGAAGGGACGACCGUUCAGAGCCCGUCCGUCCUUGUUUACAUUGAUUUCCCCCCAUAAAUAAACGUGUAAAUACUUUGUAAAUAACGCGAGAGCCUUAUUAAGUUUAAAAACUUUCUUUUCAGACUUGGACAGUCACUAAAUUCUAGAUCCGAAAAAAUUGUUGAUUUUUUUAAAUUUUUCAAUACAAGACAAUACUUUUAAAUAACGGCCAGCCUGAUACCUGUGAUCUUAAAAUUGUACCUGAUCUCAUUUAUGCCUCCUGCGUAUUAAUUGUUAUUAUGUAUUAAACUUAACUGACAAAUUUCUAAUGUAAAUUCAGUUUCUGUAAUUAUUAUAAAUAAAAUGUUUAUAGUAUAUUUAUA